Pogoniulus pusillus (Red-fronted tinkerbird) is the source of this 2339-nucleotide messenger RNA. It is a transcript of the gene TMEM150A, whose product is annotated as transmembrane protein 150A. NCBI's taxonomy places the organism in Eukaryota, Metazoa, Chordata, Aves, Piciformes, Lybiidae. The transcript is spliced from 7 exons. The record is from RefSeq and is a predicted model, not a curated record. Bases 130 to 948 code for a protein of 272 amino acids.
CCGGCCUCGACCUCAGCCCCGACCUCGGCCGCCCAUGGGGAGUGCGCCCCGGGGGCGGCUCGGCAGUAGGAGGCAGCGGAGAGACUCCGACUCCCUUCGCGGCCCCACUCGCCCGUAGCCCGGCGGGGCAUGCCCGGCCCAAGGAUGCCGGCCUGGGGGAUCCUGCCCAUCACGCUGCCCGCCUUCACCAUCACCGGCAUGUGGAUCGUGUAUGCCAUGGCCCUCUCCAACAACCACAUUUGCCCUGUCCACAACUGGAAUUACAACCAGUCGUGUGGUGUGGACGGCCCUGGCUCUUGCUGCACACUGGACCACAUCCCCCUUGUCAGCAAGUGUGGCACCCUGCCUCCUGAGAGCUGCUUCUUCAGCCUCAUCUGUAGCCUGGACUCCUUCAUGGUCAUCCUGGUGGGGCUGCUGCGCUAUGCCCACCUCCUGGAGCGCCUCGGGCCGUCCCUCCUCAACACCCUGGGGUUAGCUACUGGCUGGGUCUGUGCUGCCGGCCUCACCAUGGUUGGCAACUUCCAGGUGGAUCGUGCCAAGGUGCUGCAUUACAUCGGGGCAGGGGUGGCCUUUCCUACCAGCAUGCUGUUCCUGCUGCUUCAGUCCAUCCUCACCUACCGCAUGGCCAAAACCCGUGGACAGUACUGGACUGGCCACUUACGUAGCAUCCUCACCGCUGUGGCCUUCCUCACCCUUGUCUUCAGUGGUGUGUUCUUCAUCCAGGAGAGCUUCGUGCUGCAGCAUGUGGCAGCCCUGUGCGAGUGGAUGUUCAUUAUUGAUGUCCUGGUCUUCUAUGGCACCUUCACAUUUGAGUUUGGGACCAUCUCCACAAACACCUUCUUGGUCCUGCUGAAAGCCAGUCAGACCCCUAAAAGUUAUAAGGGUGAGAGUGGCAUGUCCAACACAGCCCAAAUCCAGAGCCACUCAGAGUCCCUGGCCAUGGCCUGACCCCAUAGGAGACAAGCUCAUGGUGGGGACCCCCAAACUAGGCUCUGCCAGUAGCUCCUCUGCCUUGACUGUCUCCAAGACCACAGCUGCCUUGGAGUGCAUGUGUGCAUACAUACGGGCAUGUAGUGCCCUCCCCUUCUGGUGACAGCUGCAGCUGGAGCUCCUCUGGCAGCGAGUGUUGCCUAAAGGAGCUACAUCCUCCCUGCCUGCAGCGUUUGGGGCCUCUGUUGGGGCACAGGGAUGCUGACCUGGUGCUGCUAUUGGCAGAGCUGAGAUUUGCCCCUGCACCUCCCUCUAGGCUUGCCUCAUCUGAGUCAGCGACUAUUCAGAGGCAUCCUUCUGUAAGAGACAUGGGGGAAUGGGGGAUCACCCUCCCUUCCCGCUCUCAGCCUGAUGGGAAGAUCACUGUGCCUCCCUCUUCUGUGGCCAUGCACGGUGGGAAGGUUCAGCAGAACAAGCCUUCCAGACGGCUGCUGUGACUGUCAGAGGAGCCAGAAAACCAGAGUGCCUUUUGCCCUUUUCAGGGAGGUGAUGGCAGUGCUAAUCUGCACCCUCAGUGUCAGUAACAGUGAGGGGUCUCUCCAUGCCUGCCUGCAGAAGUGCUUUCUGCUCCUGCAGGAUGGCACCAGCAGCCCCGGCUGGGCCACACUGGCCCUUCUGGCCAGGGCUCUCACCGCUCAGGGCCUUCCAUGCUUCCACCUGGUGACUUUACCGUAUUUUUUCAGCUUCGAGAACUGCUGAGGCAGGUUUCAGCUCCUAGGCUACAGCGUUCCUGUGCUCCCUGGUGGUCGGUUAGGUUAGGGAAUGUUACCUGCAUUUACCGGCACACCUGUAAGCGGAGUGCUCACGAAGCAGCGGGGUUCUCCGUGGUGCUGCUAAGCUGAGGUGUUUGGCAGAAAGCCUGCACCCUCCAGCCCUGGCCUCCCAGCCCAAGGGUGGGCCACUAGGGAAGUGCGGGCACAGAAAGAGAAACCGUUUCUGCAGGGACCGAGGAAGCUCAUGCCCUGCUUUGGUGAUUCUUAAACUCCCAAGUCCGUCCUCCGGUGCCUGUCCCAGCACUCUGCCCAGCCUGACCUGGGGCGUCUUGGGCAAGGGCUGGAGUGGAGGCCUGGGGUGCAGCCAGCUGAAAGGUGUGUGUGCGUUUGUAUGUGUGUAUAUAUAUAGACCUACAUACAUAUACGUAAGAUUUCUCUUGUCCCGGGAGAGGGACGUUUGCUGCUGCUGUGUGCAUUGAUCAGGUUGGGCUUCCUAGUUUGCCCACCUUCUCAAAACUGGCCUUUAAAUCCACCAGUAUACGUAGUUCUGACUUUUAUAUCUAAUAUAUGUUUAAAUGUAUAUAUAUAUAUAAAAAGAAUAGUAAAUUUACAAUAAUAAAGGCAAAAACCAGCGCA